GUUGAUGCUGCCCCCUCAUCAUUUCGGCCAAACGGAAAACACAAUACAGGUGGAGGCCGUUGAUGCUGCCCCCUCAUCAUUCCGGCCAAACGGAAAACACAAUACAGGUCAGGUGACGGUGAAGGUGAUUAUCGGCGAUGAAAACGACAAUGCACCAUACUUCGAGGAAUCAGAGAACACCUUUGUUGUGAAAGAAGACUUGCAGAUUGGAACAGUUGUUGCCAGGGUAUCAGCAAUUGACAUAGACUCAGAUUCUGUGAUGACGUACCGGGUCCUGGACCCGAGCUCUGGCAAGCAGCUACCGUUCUCUGGCAUACCCCAGACAGGGGACAUAACUGUAGCCGGUGAACUUGAUUACGACGAAGGAAAAAGGACGUUUGUUUUUGCAAUUGAGGUGUUUGACUCGAAGUUCACAGGCCGCACAAAUGUGACAGUAAACAUCCUGGAUAUAAAUGAUAACCCGCCAGUAGUUCAGUCAUACACGUUUGACAACAUAACAGAAAACGACCUCAGUGUUUUUUUGGAAAACUCUCAUCAGGGUUAAUGCUACUGAUAAAGACAACAACGGGGUAAAUAGUUUCUUCUUUAACCUGAAAUUCACCGAUGAUAUCGGACCUCAGUACUUUGAAAUCGGCCAAGUUACUGAAGACUUAAAAAUAAGAAAG
Messenger RNA from Mya arenaria, 665 nucleotides. Its product is annotated as protocadherin gamma-B1-like. The transcript is spliced from 5 exons. Bases 5 to 544 code for a protein of 179 amino acids. Gene Ontology annotation, biological process: homophilic cell-cell adhesion. Gene Ontology annotation, molecular function: calcium ion binding. Gene Ontology annotation, cellular component: plasma membrane. The record is from RefSeq and is a predicted model, not a curated record. NCBI's taxonomy places the organism in Eukaryota, Metazoa, Mollusca, Bivalvia, Myida, Myidae.